AGUGUUUGUCUAUGUAUGUGGAGCAUCAGUGAGUAACAGUCAUGAAGAUCUGUUUAUAUCUUCUCUUUAUGCUUCACUUCACUGCAGGUUGUAUUAAUCGAGGUAGAGAUGAGCUCACACUCACAGGAUACACUGGUGGUUCAGUGCUGCUGCCCUGUACCUGCACAGACCCACAGUCUACAGUUAAGACAUUUACAUGGCGUAAUCAAGAGCAGUCGUGGAGCGAUGUAUUUCAUAAUGAAAGCUACAGUGGCAGACUGAAGCUGUUUAAUGAAAGUUCACCUACAAAUAUCUCUCUUCUCAUUUCUGAUCUGAGAAAGCAGGAUGAAGGUGUAUAUAGGUGUGAGAUAUAUAGUCAAAACAGAACCACAGAAUACAGAGACAUUAAGAUAACAAUUAAAGGUUGUGAACUGGUUAAUAAUACACAGACAGUUGAACUGAUGGGACGUUCAGGAGAGUCUGUAAUUCUGCCCUGCUCCUGUAAAGAGCUACAGGCUAAACCUCAACAACUUACAUGGACUUAUUCAAUUACACAAUCCAAUACAACACCUAAAGAAAUUUACCCAAGUGAGCAGAGUCCCAAACACAAAGAUAAAAUCAAACUGUUAAAUAAAACAAGUCCAGGGGAUCUUUCUCUCCUCUUAUCAAACCUGACCCUACAGCAUGAGGGAUAUUAUACAUGUUCUAUAGAGUCUCAACAAUACAUCAACAUCAGACUUAAAGUCAAAGUAGAUGACACAUCCAAAUGGCAUAUCCAAGAAGUCUGUUUAUCGACAGAUAAACCUGUUAAACAAAGUGACAACAACUACUGAAGAGUCAGAAUUCGCACAACACACCACAAUACUGGAUAAGAUGACACAUUCUGCUGUGGUUUGUUAAAACUGCAGCCACAUCUGCUCAUAACGUGACAGCAGAGUACACAGAGUUUACUACAUCAAAGC
Messenger RNA from Paramisgurnus dabryanus, 941 nucleotides. Its product is annotated as CD276 antigen homolog. The record is from RefSeq and is a predicted model, not a curated record. Gene Ontology annotation, biological process: positive regulation of T cell proliferation; cellular response to lipopolysaccharide; immune response. Gene Ontology annotation, cellular component: external side of plasma membrane. Lineage: Eukaryota; Metazoa; Chordata; Actinopteri; Cypriniformes; Cobitidae.